Molecule: messenger RNA, 825 nt
Organism: Pistacia vera
Lineage: Eukaryota; Viridiplantae; Streptophyta; Magnoliopsida; Sapindales; Anacardiaceae
Product: pentatricopeptide repeat-containing protein At2g20710, mitochondrial-like
Exons: 1
Coding region: 1-825 (274 amino acids)
Cellular component (GO): mitochondrion
Molecular function (GO): protein binding
Source: RefSeq, a predicted model, not a curated record
AUGCAGCAGAUGAAAGUUGCUUGUGAUUUCAAAAUGAAUUGGAAUGCAUAUACUGUUGCAGCUAAUUGGUACUUGAAAGCUGGCUUAAUUGAAAAGAGUUGGACAAUGCUGAAGAGGUCAGAGCCUCUAAUUACUGGUAGAAGUAGAAUGAGACAGUUUGCUUAUGAAGUUCUGAUUACUGUAUAUGCUUCUACUGGUAAUAAACAUGAAGUGUAUCGUAUAUGGAAUUUGUAUAAGAAUAUGGGAAAAGUCUACAACUCAGGCUAUGUGUGCAUUAUAAGCUCUCUGAUGAAAUUGGACGACAUUGAUGGUGCAGAGAAGAUCUUGGAGGAGUGGGAAUCUGCAGAUACAGUUUUUGAUGUUCGGGUACCAAAUAUUGUUAUCAGUGGUUAUUGCAGAAAGGGUCUUUUGAGAAAGGCUGAAGCAUAUGUAAACAGGCUUAUAGAGAGUGGAAAGGUGCCUGAAUCAACCUUAUGGGAUCGUCUGGCAACAGGAUACCAUGUUCAUGGUCAGAUGGCAAAGUCAGUGGAGACUAUGAAGAGAGCAAUCUUGGUAAGUCAACCAGGGUGGAAGCCCAACCAAUUUACUUUGGCAGCAUGUCAUGAGUAUUCAAGACAACAGGGAGAUAUGGAAGCAGCAGAGGAGUUUUUGAAAUUACUCAAAAAAAGGAGUGAAUCCGUAGGACAUAUUCAUGAUAAAUUAGUUAGUACUACUAACAAUGAAAGUCUUGGUGCCCAAGCCCUUGAUGAGAUGGAAACAGAGGAACAGAUUGUUGAUGGGGAAGCUUAUGAAAUCAUUGAGUCAAAGGAUGAAGGAAGCAGCUGA